AUGGCGGAGAAGGACAUCAGCCUGUAUGACUUGUUGAACUUGUCUAUCAGCUCUCCAGGACAGGGGGCGGUCAACUUCAGGGCCAUGUACGCGCUCCUCAACAGCAUUCUGCGGCAGCUGGACCUCCGGGAAGUCACCGUGAGCGCGGAGGACUUCACCCCGGGGGAGAGUGGUGCUGAGGCGGGCAGAGAAGAGGAGCAGAGCCGCGGUGUGAGCGCAGGACCCCGAGAGCAGGAGGAGAAAGAGGCCGGGAAAGAGGCUGCGAGUGGACAGGAGAAUGUGGAGGACGCACAGAAAGCCCUGGACCUGAUCUGCAGAACACAGAAGCAGACUGAGCAGCUGCUGCAGACUGUCAAAGUACUGCGCCACCAACAGGACAAGAGCGCUGCUGCUCAAGCUCAGAGCGACACACAUCUGAGGAGUCAGAGGGAGAGACUGGACGCUCUGGAGGAAGCUAUGAGACAUCCACAGCAGGACGAUUGUUACGUGACCUGGGAGGAGAUGAAGUCUGCGCUCCUCACCGAGAGACAGAACUUAGAACAGGGCCUGAUUCAGACUCUGAGAGAGGAAAGUGUGAGACCUCCAUCAGCAUCAGACACAGCUCCAACCUUAGACUCACAGACGGAGGAGGCCACAGAUGUCCCUCCUCUUCCAAAUGUCCCGGUCAGCACAGAAGCCUCAGCCCUGGCCCCGGCCCCAGACACGGCCCCAGACCCAGACCCAGCCCCGGUCCCCCCUCUGCAGAGCCUGUCCCAGAAGGCCUGUGGAGCCUCCAUGUACCAAGAGACCAUGGAGGCUCUCUGGAACGUGGGCCGCCUAAAGCAGCGCUGUGAUUGGAUGGAGGAGAGACUUGCUGUGCUGGACGUGGAGAGAGAGAGAGAGAAAGAGGAGCUCCAGAGGCUGCGAGACCUGAUCCAACGCAGAGACGCUGACGGAACCUUUUCUGCUCUGAAGAAGGAGCUGGAGGAUCAGAGAGUACUGGUGCAGAGCCUCAUGAGCGACGGAGACCAGUUUGAGGAGCUGAGGGACAGUGAGGACAGAGCAGAGGACAGCAGAGACAGAGCCCCUGGACUGGACCAGGACCAAGAGCCAGACCUCAGCUCAGAGCCAAAGACCCACAUGGACCCAGACGCUUCCCCAAACAUUCCCCCAGAACAGGAACCAGAGCAGAAGCCAGUGCUGGACCAGACCCUGGACCCAGACCCGGUCCCAGUGGCGGAGUCAGACUUCAUCAAAGAACUAGACCCGGAGUUGGACAGUUUGCGUGGAAUGUUACAUCAGAUCAUGGAGUCUUUGCCCUCGGAGCUGAACCUGCAGGACGGCCCUGAGGAGGAGGAGCAGAGAGAGGAAGAAGAGCAAGAGGAGAAAGAGGAGGAGCAGAGAGAGGAGGAGCAGAAAGGGGAGUGGGGACAGGAGGACAGGAACCAGGAGUCGAGCUUCAAGCACUCGGUCAUGAGUCUGAGCUCCAGACUCGGCCUCCUGUUCCAGCAGCACGAGCAGCUACAGGAGGCUGUCACCUCUCUGAUCCAACAGCAGCCCAGCUCAUGGAGAGAUGUGCAGGCAAGGAGAGAGAGGGAGGAGGAGGCCCCAGAGAGCGGGCUUCAGGGAGGAGGAGGCCCCAGGAAGGAGGCCACAGGGAGGGGGCUCCAGGAAAGUGCUCCGCUGAUGAGCAGUGUACAGAAAGCAAUACUCCAGCUCCAGAAUGAGUGUGAGAAACUGAGUGAGACCACACAGUGUUUACAUGAGGACAACCAGCAGAAGCAAACGCACAUCCAGGAGCUGUACAAGGCGACUAAGCAGCUGGAGGAGAAGAAAGCCGACAGAAACAUGGUGGAAGUGGAAAUGCGUGCAGAUAAGAGUGCCCUGGAGACUAAAGUGAGCCGUGUGCAGUUUGACUCAGUGACAGAGCAGCUCAGUAACAUGUUCCACGAGCUGCUGAGCAAAGUGAGCGAUCAGGAGCAGGACGUCAGCAAAGUUAUGGACAAACUCUCACACGAGAUGGACCUGAAGUUGAACCGGAUGGAGCUGGAGUCAGUGAAGAAGCAGCUGGAGGCUCGAUGGAAGAACAUCCAAGAGCAGAUGAAGAGCGAGGGCGGACUGGAGCAGGACGACGCUGCUGUAUUCAGGAAGCAGCUGGUGGAGAGGUUCCACUGUUUGUCAUGUGAUCGCCCGGUGCUCAAACAAAGCCCAGGACCACAGCUGAUGACGCUGCCGGCCUCCCCCAGUUUACCUCCAAACAGAUCUCUGAGGCCUUUCACCGUCUACACUCUGGAGCAGAUCCGCCAGCACUACAAGAGCCUGACUCCAGGGACCAACAGUUUCACCAAUAAACUUUCGAACUGCAGCCGCAGGAUAGCGCAGCUUGAGAAGAGCUGUGCAAACACAAGCAGGAGGCUAGAGAACCUGAGAGAGGACCAGAGAGGGCAGAACCAGGAGCGGACUGAUCGUGGAGCAGAGGCUGUGGACUACAGUCUGUACUCAGUGUCUCGCAGCUGUGGAGGAAGCCACACAGUCACACCCUUCACCCAGAGACACCGCAAUGCUAUCCAGCCACCCAGCCAGCAGAGGGCGCCGCAGGACCCACUGGGACUGUCAGAGGAAGUGGACAUUGUGGGACUGGACGGUCACAUUUACAAAGGGCGCCUAAACACCUCACCAAACAGAGACAAAGACACCAAACUACCCACCAUCACCUCCAGAGACGGGUCCUGUGGGAGCAGCGGAAGACCCCCGAGCUCCCGCGCACCCAGAGCAGUGAGCCCAGGCCUGCGGCGACCCAGUCCCCCCUCAGGCAGUGGCAGCUUAGCUCGGGGUUGGUCUGUGUCGCCUCUGGGCUGUGUCUCUCAGGGCUCCACUGUCCCUGACUGA
Knipowitschia caucasica is the source of this 2868-nucleotide messenger RNA. Lineage: Eukaryota; Metazoa; Chordata; Actinopteri; Gobiiformes; Gobiidae. The record is from the annotation of a GenBank genome assembly.